Molecule: messenger RNA, 2226 nt
Organism: Acytostelium subglobosum LB1
Lineage: Eukaryota; Evosea; Eumycetozoa; Acytosteliales; Acytosteliaceae
Exons: 2
Coding region: 1-2226 (741 amino acids)
Biological process (GO): protein phosphorylation
Molecular function (GO): protein kinase activity; ATP binding
Source: RefSeq, a predicted model, not a curated record
AUGAAACAGCAAAUUGGUGAAGCCAUCGGUAAAGGUGCAUUUGGUAAAGUUUACAAGGCAUUGAAUACAGAUACAGGUGACUUUUGUGCCGUCAAACAGAUAGAGAAAUCGAUUAUAUCAGAGAAACAACUCCCAAGUAUAUUGCAAGAGAUCAAACUACUUCAAACAUUACAACAUAACAAUAUUGUCAAGUUUAUAGAAUCACAUGAGACACCAAAGUUCUUGUUCUUUGCAUUGGAGUUCAUUGAAGGUGGAUCACUGGCAAAGAUUGCCAAGCGAUAUGGUAACUUUGCAGAGCCAUUGCUCAGUCGUUACAUAUGCCAGGUGCUGCGUGGAUUGGAAUACUUGCACGACAAGGGCGUCAUUCAUCGUGAUAUCAAGAGCGACAACAUUCUGAUCACAAAGGAGGGCGUCAUCAAGCUAGCCGACUUUGGCUCGUGUACAUAUUCAGCGCUGGAUCGCAAGCUGACCGUGGUCGGCACACCCUUUUGGAUGGCGCCCGAGGUCAUCCAGAUGGACAUGAACGCCAGAAGCACAGCCUGCGACAUCUGGAGUUUGGGCUGCACGAUCCUGGAGCUGCUGACCGGCAACCCACCCUACUGGGAGCUGGGUACCAUGCCAGCCAUGUUUGCCAUGGUCAACAACCCGCACCCACCUCUGCCGCCCAACAUCUCGUCCGAGCUCAAGAACUUUUUGAUGGCCUGUUUCGUCAGGGAUAUCAACAGACGACCGACCGCGACUCAGCUAAUGGAGCACCCGUGGAUAAAGAUGCACCAGGUCGACGACCCCAAGAAGGCGCACAGGGUCAGCAUUCGAGCGGGCGCGUUCGACGACGAGCCACAACAGCAGCACGACGACCACGACGACGAGAACGCAUCCUCUGAUCUCAAGGAGCGCGUCACACAGCUCGAGGCACAAAAGAAGGAGAUGAACUACACAAUACAAAAGUUGAAGGUGCACUUUAUUAGAGCGAUGCGCGAGAAGAAGCUGAUGAAGGAGAUGAUCGCCCAGUUGGUACAGGAGCGCGAUGGCUACAUGGUCAAGCUGGGCAUGACACCCCCGCCCCCACCCAGCAUACUGGCUACGUCCAAUGAAAAGGGCCAGCCCAAUAGUAAGGGCACAAUGGAUGGCGCAGAGAUAUUAGACUCAUUGAGCAGACAUGCGCGGUCUUCUUCCGCGCCCAUCACCCCACCAAUCAAGAUCGCCACAACCACACCGUCGCCACUGACCACAGGCGCAUCAUCAAGCACCAGCAGCGGACAGGGCUCAGGUUCAUUCAAGUCGACCAACAUCCUGUCGUCCGAUUUCUUCCAGCCACUAGACGAUGAUUCAGACAGCGAUGACCCCUCUGAUCAAGGCUACCUUAUCUCCUCAUUCUCUGACCUGCACGCUGCACGUGGAGCAUCAAGCAGCAGCAGCAACAACAACAAGAAAGGCACCAUUCCAAGAUUGACACGCAACGACGGCGAUCAUCCAGAAUUCCAAUCAAACACCGGACUCAAUGGUUAUCUAUCCACGAGCGGAUCUCUACACGUCUUCCAGGCAACGGGCGACUCAUCCUCGGGCAGUCUCAUCUCGAGCUCGCCCUCCUCCUCGCACCACAGUAUGAUUGGCGGCUCACUCAACAUAAAUGGAAUCACCUCGGGCAAGAGCAGCAUCAGUUCGAACGGCGGCGGCAACGACAGCCUGGGCAGAAAGCCAGUGCUGACGCGCGAGCCCUCACACAAGUCACAGCUCAACCAAGUGAUGCAACAGCAACAAAUCAUCAAGGAGCGCCGGAACAGUUUGUCGGGCAAAGAGAGCAUACUGAAUAUGAGCGGCAGCAUCUCGUUGAGCAGCAGCGGAUCGGUGCCCCGCAAGUCGUCGCAGCCGAUGCUGCCCGGCGGCUCACUCUCCAACUCGAGUGAGCGGUCGCUCACCAGCAGCGGCAAUCUGGAGGAUGGCGAGAACGCGCAGACCGUGCCACCCGUCGAGUCGAUCGUCGUCAACGUACAGCCACCACGCAUCGGCGACGAGUGUAAAGUAAAGUGUGGCGAUGGCUGGUACGACGCCGUGGUGGAGCUGGUCAGUGGCUCAACGUUUGUCGUCACCAUCAAGCCAUUCAACAUCAAGCAAGAGGUGUCCCAGUCCGAUGUAACAUUAGCCCCGCUUCAAUUCCCCGUCAGCACAAAGAAGAAGGGCAAGUUUAGUAUAUUUAGUAGUGGCAAAUCGUCUGGCAAGACGUAA